Messenger RNA from Halichondria panicea, 1078 nucleotides. Its product is annotated as CD82 antigen-like. The record is from RefSeq and is a predicted model, not a curated record. The transcript has 6 exons. Bases 63 to 839 code for a protein of 258 amino acids. Lineage: Eukaryota; Metazoa; Porifera; Demospongiae; Suberitida; Halichondriidae. Gene Ontology annotation, cellular component: plasma membrane.
ACAGCUUAGAGGAUCACUAGCUAGCUAACUGUCUAUCUAACUGUCUAUCUAACUCCCAAGAGAUGGCCUCCAAGCAAGUAUGCUUCUCCUGUUGCACACACUUCUGGAGGAUCCUCUUCAUGAUCGUCAACACUGUGUUUGCUUUGAUAGGUCUCGGGCUGACUGGACUAGGGAUCUACCUACUAGCCUCUGGUAACGACCUUCAGUUCAUCACUGGCAACCAGUACGCUAACGGAGGAGCUCUCAUCUUGAUCGCCGGACUCAUAACCUUCAUUAUUGCGCUAGUCGGUUUGAUCGGAGCAGCUGGCAUGUGGUCUUGUGUCAUUGCCUUUUACAUUGUCUUCAUGACGCUUGUGGUAAUACUGGAGAUAGUGGCGGGGGUACUGGGGUUCGUGUAUCAGAUGGAGUUGGGAGAGAUUGUGGCAGUCCGGGUCACUUCUGCAUUUGAUACUUUUAACGCUGAAGAUAACGAUGUCACUGCUCUGGUUAACUUCAUGCAAGGAGAGUUCCAGUGUUGUGGUUAUGAUUCGUAUGAGGACUGGUUAGACACGCCCUAUCUGAACAAUACUCAACUAUUCCCUGACUCAUGCAACUGCACCAAUGCCUCGACUGUGGACUGCAUUAGUGUACCUGAGGUACCCAAUCAAAUGAUCUACGAUCGCAACUGCAGUGCUGGCGUGAGGUCUUUCCUUGAGGAGAACUUGAUUGUCAUCGGGGCAGUGGGAAUCACGUUCGGAGUGCUUGAGCUAUUUGGGCUGGGCAUUAGCAUUGCCUUGUGUGCUUGCUUCUGCUACAUCAAAAAACAUGAGGACGAUUAUAACUUUAAUAAGGCUGUCUAGUUGUGAACUGUGUGCACAGAUCAAGGUGUUUAAUGCAAGUAUUCAAACUGCUGUAAUAGUAAUCAAUAGCUAUGUACAUACCCCCACCCUGUACCCCCCACCCUUCACUGGCUGGCUGGAAUAUUCAGCUGUAUGUUUUCAUGUCACCACUUUUCACUUGAAUUUAUUUAUAUUAUAAUUAUUUUAAAGACAUGUACAUAUAAUUAUUAUGAUAAUUGAACUGUAUGAUUGAAAACUGA